AAUAUAGAAAUUUUAUCUCCGUUUUUUUCUCAGCGCAUUAUAUUCAGAAUUUUAACAUUGACCUGUGCUAUAUCUAUGAUUAAGUGUGACUGAAGAUUCGGACUGAUGUAUAUUUUCGUUGGAUAAAUGUGGUAAAUAUGUGAUAACACAAAAGGAAUAAUAAAUAAGAAAGGGAGAGAUCGAAGGAGAGUUAAAAUGAGAAGUUAUUGCAUUUGGAAUUGCGUCCUCGUUUCGAUCUUCUUAUUUCUAUGGAGCAGAAACGUCGAUGGGAUUCAAAUAUGGAGUAUGCAAUUUGGACAUGCUCCGCUUUUGGAGAAAUUCACUUGGAAAAAGAUGGACUUUGCUUAUCCCGACGAGCGCAGCCGACAGUUAGCGAUAGCAAGUGGCGAAUACGUGCCGGAGAAUUCUCUGCCUGUCGGCAUCGAAAUCUGGAGGAAUAAGCUGUUCGUCACGGUACCACGAUGGCGCGAUGGAAUACCAUCUACAUUGAAUUACAUACCGCUGGAUGCAAAUCAAGGUAGAUCGCCGAAGCUUAUACCGUAUCCGAAUUGGGCGCAGAAUAAGGCUGGUGUUUGUCGUAGCGGAUUGACCACUGUUUACAGAAUUCACGCUGAUGCGUGUGAUAGAUUGUGGGUAUUGGACACUGGAACAAUAGGAAUCGCUGAAACGACUGUACAAGUCUGUCCUUAUACUUUGAACGUGUUUGACUUAACCACAGACAAACUGCUGAGGCAAUAUAAACUUAGAUCGGAAGACAUCAAUCAAAACACUUUCAUCGCUAAUAUCGCGGUUGAUUUGGGGAAAGGCGGUUGCGAUGACGCUUUCGCUUAUAUGUCUGAUGAACUCGGCUAUGGCCUGAUCGUAUAUUCGUGGCAACGAAAUACAUCUUGGCGAAUAACGCAUAGCUACUUUAUGCCGGAUCCUCUGGCGGGUGAUUACAAUAUCGGAGGCUUGAACUUUCAAUGGGGAGAGGAAGGUAUUUUUGGAAUGAGUCUGUCGCCAAUAUUAGCAGAUGGCUACCGAACGCUUUUCUUUCAUCCUCUUAGCAGUUAUCGAGAAUUUGCGGUCUCUACGAGGAUUCUGAGAGAUCAGCAAUUAUCCCAAAACAGUUAUCACGAGUUUCAGGUGUUGCCGUCGAGAGGGCCGCUUUCUCAUUGCACCGCAUCCGUAAUGGACGAGAACCGACUUCAGUUCUUCAAUUUAAUUGAUCAGAAUGCAGUUGGCUGUUGGAAUUCUAUGUUACCUUACGCACCGAUCAAUCAGGCAAUCGUCGCGAGGCAUGACGAGGCUCUGAUAUUCCCAGCAGAUAUCAAGGUGAAGCGCGGCUUACUCUGGAUAAUGUCGGAUCGAAUGCCGAUUUUCUUGCUAUCGUCGCUAAAUUACACGGAUGUGAACUUCAGGAUACUCACCAUGCCAGUUCAGGCAGCAAUCGCCGGGACGGUAUGCGAUACCAUAUCGUGGAAAUAUAUCAACAAUCAAAUCUGGUAGUACUGACUACGGUUCAUCGAUCGCGUGUAGAUUUCCGCGAUCGUUUUGCAAUAUGCAAUUCGCAAUAUGCAGUUGCAUUUGAUCUUCACGCAUUUGAGAAUGUAAUCUGCAGUAAAUUGAAAAAAAGUGAUAACAUAAAC
Messenger RNA from Pogonomyrmex barbatus (red harvester ant), 1628 nucleotides. RefSeq names its product yellow-y (gene Y-y). Lineage: Eukaryota; Metazoa; Arthropoda; Insecta; Hymenoptera; Formicidae. Gene Ontology annotation, cellular component: extracellular region. The record is from RefSeq and is a predicted model, not a curated record.